Messenger RNA from Pan troglodytes (chimpanzee), 1088 nucleotides. RefSeq names its product interleukin 32 (gene IL32). The transcript is spliced from 6 exons. The record is from RefSeq and is a predicted model, not a curated record. The coding region runs from base 181 to 885 and encodes 234 amino acids. Gene Ontology annotation, biological process: immune response. NCBI's taxonomy places the organism in Eukaryota, Metazoa, Chordata, Mammalia, Primates, Hominidae.
CCUCUGCCCCUCCCCACUCUCAGGCUGGUGGGGUGGGGAAAGCAGCCCAUUCCUGGGCUCAGAGACUCCCACCCCAGCUCAGAGGGAGCAGGGGCCCAGCCAGGGACGGACCCUCAUUCCUCCCAGGGACCCCAGACCUCUGUCUCUCUCGGGCCUUGGCUCCUUGAACUUUUGGCCACCAUGCGCUUCCCGAAGGUCCUCUCUGAUGACAUGAAGAAGCUGAAGGCCCGAAUGGUAAUGCUCCUCCCUACUUCUGCUCAGGGGUUGGGGGCCUGGGUCUCAGCGUGUGACAGUGAGGACACUGUGGGACACCUGGGACCCUGGAGGGACAAGGAUCCGGCCCUUUGGUGCCAACUCUGCCUCUCUUCACAGCACCAGGCCAUAGAAAGAUUUUAUGAUAAAAUGCAAAAUGCAGAAUCAGGACGUGGACAGGAGAUGUCGAGCCUGGCAGAGCUGGAGGACGACUUCAAAGAGGGCUACCUGGAGACAGUGGCGGCUUAUUAUGAGGAGCAGCACCCAGAGCUCACUCCUCUACUUGAAAAAGAAAGAGAUGGAUUACGGUGCCGAGGCAACAGAUCCCCUGUCCCGGAUAUUGAGGAUCCCGCAACCGAGGAGCCUGGGGAGAGCUUUUGUGACAAGGUCAUGAGAUGGUUCCAGGCCAUGCUGCAGCGGCUGCAGACCUGGUGGCAGGGGGUUCUGGCCUGGGUGAAGGAGAAGGUGGUGGCCCUGGUCCAUGAAGUGCAGGCCCUCUGGAAAAAGUUCCAGAGUUUCUGCUGCUCUCUGUCAGAGCUCUUCAAGUCCUCUUUCCAGUCCUACGGAGCCCCACAGGGGGGCAAGGAGGAGCUGACACCCCAGAAGUGCUCUGAACCCCAAUCCUCAAAAUGAAGAUACUGACACCACCUUUGCUCUCCGCGUCACCGCCCACCCACCCUGACCCCUCCCUCAGCUGUCCUGUGCCCCGCCCCCCCCCCCCCCCCGCACACUCAGUCCCCCUGCCUGGCGUUCCUGCUGCAGCUCUGAUGUGGCGCUGUCGCCCUGGCAUCUUAAUAAAACCUGCUUAUACUUCCCUGGCAGGGGAGAUACCAUGA